AUGCCUGUUCCAGGUACCUUGUCAGAUUUCCUAACCACCCCAAAAGAGAAAUGGAUACAAGUACCGGAUGAUCUUUUCAGCGAGGAAUCAGAUUUCCAUGGUGACGCGGCUACCAAGGCAUACUACAACAAGCUUGCUGCAUCGUACGAUCCCCGAAAUUACUGGAAAGUUCAAGAUUGGAAUAUCCAAGUCAAAGCCGAAAAGGCCAAACAGGCUCAGCAGAAGGAAGCAGAUGAAGUUCGAGUCAAGGAAGAAGAACAACAGCCAAAAUCCAGCGCGAACUUACCCGUCAUGAAACUUGAAGACGCAGCAAGUGAUUCAAAGAUCAAGCAAGAAGGUGGCGACCGCGUAAUGCUCGACGAUGGUGGACGAAUGGACAUCGAUGAACCCACCGCUGCGCCUGAUGCCUCGGAGCAAACAAAGAUGGAAAGUGAAGCAACUUCGGCAAGCACAUCGAGACCACACAACUUCUACGAAGGCAUGGAACUAGCCAAGCAACUCUCGGAAUCCCUCACAGACUUCCUCGACCGCCUCCCGCCGUCUCAGACCCCGUCGUCCCGCGGCCACUGGAUCUACAUUGCGAACCCUUAUCCGCCACUCGGAAAGACCCCGUCCGGCAAAGUCUUCACGGAAGCUGCCGACGUCGCGACGUUCCGCCAAUUGGGAACCCGCUUACUCGAGGAUUUCCUCUCGACCAAAGAGCAGGUCGAGUCCCAAAACCCGGGGAAAGCAGCCGGGACCAUCACUCGUCUCCUCCGACCGGAGCGAGAACGUCUCGACUCGGGUGUCCGCGACCUCGCGCGAGACAGCAACAUCACCACGGGCAAAUGGAUGCUCUUCCCGUCUUCCGAGGAUGUCGACCGAGUGUGGUCACUCGUCGCGCAGGGCACUUUGGAAGGGACACUGGGUAUCGGCGCGAAAGUGGCCACGAGCCCUGACCCCGAAAGUGCCGGCGUCAAAGACAAAGAGGGGUCGAGGUUGAUCUGCGUCUACACGCAUGACUUUGCAGACAAGGAAGACGUCAAGCGUGUCCUUUUGGGCUUGAAGAAACUUGGACUGUUGAACGGCGGUGGCGGUGGCGACGCCGCGGAGGCCAGGGCCAUUUACUACAAAUCCGACGCCUACACUUAUCUCGACAUCUCGAGUGGGAACGAGUACAAGCUCAAGGCGAGCAUGUUUAGUAGUCGAGACAUACUCGGUGGUUGGUCUCGACAGUGA
Messenger RNA from Exophiala oligosperma, 1218 nucleotides. RefSeq lists its product as uncharacterized. The record is from RefSeq and is a predicted model, not a curated record. The coding region runs from base 1 to 1218 and encodes 405 amino acids. The transcript is spliced from 2 exons. NCBI's taxonomy places the organism in Eukaryota, Fungi, Ascomycota, Eurotiomycetes, Chaetothyriales, Herpotrichiellaceae.